AUGCGCAAGGCCGAGCGAGCGAGAUAUAUUCUCAAUGCCGACGAGGGAACGUUCGAAUGCUUGCAAAGCAAAGGGAGCCGAGCUCUCGAAUCAUGCGGACCUUUGUCUCACACAAUGUGCAUUCAAGCCAAGGAAGAUGUUUACGAAGCCACGAGAAAUCGAAUGGCUGAAGUUGAAGAGCAGCAGAAGAAAAAUCGUACUCAAGUUAUAUCGAACGAAGCUGAAUUUCGGCGUAAAGUACCUGGAUCUUCAUCUCAUCCCAUUAGGUCUUAUCCCAACGUGACAGGUCCCUCAAAAAUAAAGCCAUUUCAUUCGAGAAUAGUAUCAAAUAAUCAUGCUCAAAAAUCAGGAAAUCCUGAAAUCAUGCGGAGGCCUUUAAGGGAAAGAGUGAUUCAUUUGUUGGCUCUCAGGCCGUACAAGAAGCCAGAGUUAUGCGAUAGAAUGAGUCGAGAUGGACUAAGUGAAAAAGAUAGGAAACUUUUGCCGCAAGUACUGUCUCAGGUGGCCAAAUUAGGAACGGAUAACGCUUUUCAUCCCAUUAGGGGAAUAUGGAAUGACGUUCAAGAGGACUGGCCGUUUUACACGGAUCAAGAUAGGCAAAUAUUAAGACGGCGUAAACCUCAGAAUUUAACUCCUCCGGGGAGUAGCGAUACUGGGAGUACGGGAAGUGGUCAAUCGCCAACCAGCACUCAUCCCGGAAGCCCUCCGUCAAUCAUUCAAGGGGCUCCCAAACGUCCGGGAUACCAUGAAGGAGCCGACGGAAUACAGUCCAAGAGACGUAGGAUUUCUCACUAUUUGAAAGAAACAAUGGGUAUGAAUAAUUAUUUAAAUGAUAAUACAAAAUUGAUGUACGACCGAAAGCUUGAGGAGAGUGUGAAACGUGCGGAUAGCCCCGCAACCGUGACAAGCUCUCAGCAACAAAUGGAAGCCAUGAGGUCGAAAUACGAUUAUUCCGAUACGAGAACUAAAUACCAGAAUUCGGAUACGAUUCAGGAGAACACCGUAAAAUACACGACAAUUACCAACGACGCACAGAGGCGUCAAUACAAGGAAGAAUUCAUAUCUUGCUAUCCGGAAUACAAGGCUUUGCACGCGAACAUGGAUAAAGUAACGCAGAAAUUUUCAAGACUAAAAGAUGAACUCUCUAAACACGAUAAAACAAGCAAAGAAUUCAGGGAUUUAAAUAAGCUCAUUAAAUCCGAGUAUAACGACAGACUGGCGGACAAAACUUAUCAGGAAGAGAAAAAGAGGUUCUACUACCUACACGGAAAAUUGAGUAGGAUAAAAAAAUUGGUGUCGGAAUACGACGAAACGGCUUAUUAUUAA
Molecule: messenger RNA, 1326 nt
Organism: Pediculus humanus corporis (human body louse)
Lineage: Eukaryota; Metazoa; Arthropoda; Insecta; Psocodea; Pediculidae
Exons: 9
Coding region: 1-1326 (441 amino acids)
Biological process (GO): positive regulation of transcription elongation by RNA polymerase II; transcription elongation by RNA polymerase II; snRNA transcription by RNA polymerase II
Cellular component (GO): transcription elongation factor complex
Molecular function (GO): cis-regulatory region sequence-specific DNA binding
Source: RefSeq, a predicted model, not a curated record